AUGCGCCGCACCGUUGUGCAACAAACAGGGAAAGGCAAAAUUCGCCGUAUGUCAUUCAUGGUUCUCGUUGGGAAUGGCGAUGGUCUGGUCGGCUACGGAGAGGGAAAGCACUUGAACAGUAUGGUUGCAUUGACAGCCGCACGUCUCGCAGCCGUACGGAACAUGGACUGGGUCGAGCGGUUUGAGAAGCGCACGGUGUGGACAGAAAUGAAGACUAAGCUUGGCGCUACGCAACUUAUCCUCCGACCGCGACCAGUAGGUUUUGGUUUGCGGUGUAACCCGUUUUUACAUCAGAUUCUGCGAGCGGCUGGGUUCAAGGAUAUCAGUGCGAAAGUGUGGGGGAGCAGGAACAAGCUAAACGUGAUCAAGGCUGCGUUCAGAAUGAUCCAUGCUGGCCAUGCGCCGACUUCGAUGGGAGAUGGAAUGGGUGGGCCUGGAAAGAAGCUAAAUCGGGGGAGAGGAUUGAGGAAUAUGAGUGAGCUUGAGAGAGCCAGAGGCAGG
Laccaria bicolor S238N-H82 is the source of this 501-nucleotide messenger RNA. RefSeq lists its product as uncharacterized. Gene Ontology annotation, biological process: translation. Gene Ontology annotation, molecular function: RNA binding; structural constituent of ribosome. The record is from RefSeq and is a predicted model, not a curated record. Lineage: Eukaryota; Fungi; Basidiomycota; Agaricomycetes; Agaricales; Hydnangiaceae. The transcript has a single exon. The annotation marks the transcript as partial. Gene Ontology annotation, cellular component: ribosome.